Aspergillus welwitschiae is the source of this 1013-nucleotide messenger RNA. RefSeq names its product ribonuclease H2 subunit C. NCBI's taxonomy places the organism in Eukaryota, Fungi, Ascomycota, Eurotiomycetes, Eurotiales, Aspergillaceae. Gene Ontology annotation, cellular component: ribonuclease H2 complex. The transcript has 4 exons. Bases 109 to 585 code for a protein of 158 amino acids. Gene Ontology annotation, biological process: RNA catabolic process. The record is from RefSeq and is a predicted model, not a curated record.
UGAACAUCUACAUCACGAUUGUCUGUUCGAGUGGAUGACCUACACGGGUUUCGGACUCUUACAAUUUUCAGACUGUAUCAUACUCAAUUCCGCUUGACACACUUCAAGAUGUUCGCCAUCCAACCAGCCCAGAACUCGUCCAACGAGACACCAACCGAUAAAUUCACUCCGAACAUCCUGCCCUGUCGCAUUCACCACGAUGGCCCCGUUGAAACUCUAGGCCGCUACUGGAAUCCCACCUCUGAUGAGAAAGAUCAGAACCUGCAAACAGCCUACUUCCGCGGCCGCAAGCUAAGGGGCCGCCGAGUCGCGAUUCCCGAAGGCUACGAGGGUGUCAUCGCAACCCCCACAGACCGUACGAUGCCUACUACCCGUACAAGCGCCGACGUCGAGGUCGAGGAAAUCACACCAGAAGAACCUGUGAAGGUCCUUGAGAAGCAAGGCACAUUUGAUGAAUAUGUUGUCUGGGGACAUGAGUUUGUGCCUGCGGCAGAUGAGACCUUCGUUAAGGGAGUGGAGGAGUGGAUCAAGCUUGCUGAAGUGAUGCAUACGACUCCUGACAGUAAAAAGCAGCCGUCUACUUGAGGCAAGGCCUACAGUGAACAAUAUCAUUUCAGUACGAGGACUGCAAACUCUGCGUGCCCAUAGGACUGCGUUCUCUCGUCACUGGAUAGGUUCCCUAAUCGACCUGGUCAGCACACGCGCAAAGUCCCCUACUCGAUGCGUUCCUCGCUGCAUAUACGAAGAUACACCACCAGCCUACUGCAACCAGCCAUGUACGGACAAGGGCUAUGCUAGAGCCGUGACACUAGCGGCAGGCCAUAGGUGGAAGGGGACGUCCAAGCUCCGAGGGGUCGCUUUAUGCAAACUGCGAUCAGCUGGGGGAGGCUACCAGAUUCAAGGACCAGCAUUGGGGCAUCAGGCCAACUGUGCAUGACUAGAUAUACCCAGCGGGGGAAGUUUCAUAACACCAACUAUCUAGAUAGCUGUCCAUAGAGCCAAGCCAAUACCAC